CAUUAACAUCUCUCGGUAUUGGUUUAGAAAAAGAGGCUGGUGUUUAUUUGGGAAGCUGAAAUUUCAACGAUUUUUUUAAUUCAAAUUGCUUCGGUUGGUGGAAAAAGUGUUAACUAGAUUGCUAUUGUGUAGAAACAAUUUCUGGAAAAGUGAAGUGCAGAAAAAUAAAAAUAUAUAAAACGAAAUGAUAAAAAGUUAUUGAAAAGUAAAAGCGUAUUUGUUUUUUAUGUUUAAAAGCGAUUAAAAAAUAAGAAUUUAUUUCCGAGUUUAUUAAAGUGUUUUUAUUCUCAAAAUGCCUGAUAAAGUACUGACCACUCUAUUGGCCGAGAGCGUCUUGCUCACAAAAGUCACAAAGAUUAUAGCAGGAUACUCGCCCAUUACCAUUAUACUGGUAGGCGCCAUCACUUGUUUUCUGGUAAUCUACAAUAAAAGGCGCGCUCGCAUGGUGCAUCUAAUUGAGAAAAUUCCAGGACCUGCGGCAAUGCCAUUCAUUGGAAACUCGAUAGAAAUGAAUGUGGAUCACGAUGAAUUAUUCAAUCGGCUUACGGGCACAAUAAAGCUGUGGGGCCAUCGCAUCGGCUUCAAUAAAGCUUGGCAAGGCACAAGCCCUUAUGUGAUGCUGUUCGAUCCAGAAACCGUUGAGCCAAUCUUGAAUAGCCAAAAGUUCAUAGAUAAAAGUCAUGAUUACGAUUAUUUGCGACCAUGGUUGGGCACUGGAUUGCUGACCAGUUUUGGCCGGAAAUGGCAUUCGAGAAGAAAGAUUUUGACUCCCGCCUUUCAUUUCAAAAUUUUGGAUGAUUUUAUCGAUGUGUUCAAUGAGGAAAGCGCUGUAUUGGCACGCAAACUGGAGCGCGAAGUGGGCGCCGAGGCCUUCAACAUCUUUCCAUAUGUGACGCUCUGUACACUGGACAUUGUAUGUGAAACGGCUAUGGGCCGCAGCAUUCACGCGCAAGACAACAGUGAUUCUGAGUAUGUGAAAGCUGUUUAUGGCAUUGGUUCCAUUGUGCAAAAUCGUCAGUCAAAACUGUGGCUGCAAUUCGACAGCAUUUUCCGUUUCACCGCAGACUACAAACGCCACGAGAGCUAUAUCAAGACUUUGCACGGUUUUUCCAAUCGUGUGAUACGCGAACGUAAGGCCGAGCUGGCGGACAACAUACUCAACAACAAUGUCAACAACUUACCGGAUGCUUAUGAUGAUUUGGGCAAGAAGAAGCGUCUCGCUUUCUUGGAUCUGCUGAUCAAUGCUUCCAAGGAUGGUGCAGUGCUUUCGAAUGAGGAUAUACGCGAAGAGGUCGACACAUUCAUGUUUGAAGGUCACGACACUACCUCGGCAGCCAUAUCAUGGACCCUUUUCCUACUCGGCUCUCAUCCUGAAUAUCAAGAACGUGUGGUGGAAGAGCUGCAAUCCAUAUUUGGCGAUGACAAAGAGACACCAGCGACAAUGCAAAAUUUGAUGGAUAUGCGUUAUUUGGAAUGUUGCAUUAAGGAUGCGCUCCGCUUGUUUCCCAGUGUUCCAAUGAUGGCGCGCUCUAUUGGUGAGGAUGUAAAGAUUGGUGACUACUUGAUCCCCGCCGGCACCACAGCAAUCAUUGUGACCUACAUGUUGCAUCGCAAUCCCAAGGUUUUCCCCAAGCCCGAACAAUUCAAUCCAGAUAAUUUCCUGCCUGCGAAUUGUGCCGGACGUCAUCCCUUCGCCUAUAUACCCUUCAGCGCUGGUCCACGAAAUUGCAUAGGACAGAAAUUCGCCAUACUCGAAGAGAAGACAGUAUUAUCGACAAUAUUGCGGAAGUAUAAAAUCGAGUCAAUCGAUCGGCGUGAGGAUCUGACUCUUUUGGGCGAACUGAUUUUGCGGCCAAAGGAUGGUCUACGUGUUAAAAUAACGAAACGUUCUUGAGUAGAAGAGAUAGGAGAAUCGAUGUGCAAAAAUCGAGUGUUCCAUAAAGUAUACUUAGUUUCAUUAUAUUCGUAUAUAUUUUUUUUUGUAAAGAAUAUUUGUAUGUAAGAAUUAGUGUAAGCAGCGAUGAAUACGUGAAUUCACCAGUUAUGUUUAGACUUAAGUAGUAAUAUGAGCCCUUUCAAUUAUGGGGCAUUUUUUCAGUAAAAAAAAAAUCGGAAUUUUUUUUAGUUGUUAGCAAUCGUAGCUUGUAUAUCUGCUGUACCAAAUAUAAAAAUCUCGGAAUGUAAUUAUUGUAACAG
Messenger RNA from Anastrepha obliqua, 2196 nucleotides. RefSeq names its product cytochrome P450 4c3 (gene Cyp4c3). Bases 293 to 1894 code for a protein of 533 amino acids. Gene Ontology annotation, molecular function: heme binding; oxidoreductase activity, acting on paired donors, with incorporation or reduction of molecular oxygen; iron ion binding. The record is from RefSeq and is a predicted model, not a curated record. NCBI's taxonomy places the organism in Eukaryota, Metazoa, Arthropoda, Insecta, Diptera, Tephritidae. The transcript is spliced from 7 exons.